UUUGUGACAGAGGGUGUUAUGUUGUGGCGGCAGCGUCUCUUUAUCUUCCGGGUCGCGUUGCGUUGAUAUUUUGAAUCGGAUUUACACGCUGAUUAAACGUACAUUUUAGUAAGUUUAGACACGACAAAUGCAGUUGUUGUCAUUAUGGUAAACCUGCUUUAAAUCAAUAAGAUUCUGACGAUUAAAUAUCAAAGAUAAAUAUGAGUGGUGGAUUAGCGCCCAGCAAAAGCACUGUUUAUGUGUCUAACAUCCCAUUCUCCUUGACUAACAGCGAUUUGCACAAGUUAUGCUCGAAAUAUGGCAAGGUAGUGAAGGUUACUGUUGUCAAAGACAAGCAGACACGGAUGAGUAAGGGAGUGGCGUUUGUGCUGUUCCUAGACAGAGAGUCUGCUCAUAAUUGCUCCCGAUCACUGAACAACAAACAGUUGUUUGGGAGAACGGUGAAGGCCAGCAUCGCCAUCGACAAUGGGAGAGCUACAGAAUUCAUCAGAAGGAGAAACUACUCCGACAAAUCCAAAUGUUAUGAAUGUGGGGACGAAGGGCACUUGAGUUACGCUUGUCCUAAAAAUUUACUUGGAGAGCGAGAACCUCCACCUAAAAAGGAAAAGAAAAAGAAGAAAAAGUUGCAGCAGCCUGAGGAGCCAGAACCAGAGGACAGUGAGGAAGAAGGAGAGGAUCCAGCACUGGACAGUUUAAGUCAGGCAAUUGCUUUCCAGCAAGCACGCAUUGAGGAGGAGGAGAAGAGAAGGAAGCAGGUCACAGAGGAUGUGUCUCAAGCAUCUACAUCAGAGGACACCCACAAACCCAAGAUCAAAAAGAGCGCCUACUUCAGUGACGAGGAGGAGCUCAGUGACUGACUCAUACUUUUAUGUGUUCGGAACACAUCGCCUCUUCUCAACCACUCUUACCUAUUGAGAAGGUUACAUAUUGAUCUGAAUUUCUAAUUUUGUCAAACUGUGUUGCGGAAAUUCUGCUUACCUUCAUCUGAGAUGUUUGUUAUCAUUUUAUGCUCCUCAUUCAGAUAAUUACACCUCCAAAUAUCGGGUAUGUAGUAAUGGGAUUUAAAGAUCCUGCAGAAAAGUUCUGUAAUUUUUAUCUUGUAAAUAAAGUGUAGUUUUGUGUGUUUCACAAUUACAUUCUUGUUAUUGUUCCAGGAAGCAUGGAAAAUAAACGAUUUUAAAAUAA
Messenger RNA from Carassius carassius (crucian carp), 1185 nucleotides. RefSeq names its product zinc finger CCHC-type and RNA binding motif 1 (gene zcrb1). Gene Ontology annotation, biological process: mRNA splicing, via spliceosome. Gene Ontology annotation, cellular component: U12-type spliceosomal complex. Lineage: Eukaryota; Metazoa; Chordata; Actinopteri; Cypriniformes; Cyprinidae. The record is from RefSeq and is a predicted model, not a curated record. The coding region runs from base 201 to 857 and encodes 218 amino acids. Gene Ontology annotation, molecular function: RNA binding; zinc ion binding. The transcript is spliced from 8 exons.